UCGGCCUCGCCAGGUUCGCAGCGCAGCGUAGCGCUAACCACCGCGCCACCGCUCCCCAACAACGCCCUGUGUCACGCGCACGGGAAUCGAUUCGUUGCGACGAAGACUUAAAGAGAGGAAAUCGAAGCUUCGAGGAAUCGAUCCUUCCACUUUGUCCCAGUGCAGGCGCGGCGAGCAGAGCCCGGCUCUGUGUUUGUGUGCCGGGUCCGCCUUUGUCUCCCCACAGCGGCAGCUGCACCACCGCCUCGCUCGCUGCCUCCCCCGGCCACUGCGCUGGCCACGUUCGCCAUGGCGAGGACCCCGCUGCUGCUGCUCCUGCCGCUGCUGCUGCUGCUGCCCGGUCAGGCCGGGGCAGACCUGCCCGUGAACUGCACGUUCGAGGACCUCGUGGGCACGUGGGAGAUGGAGGUCGGGCCGCUCAACUCCGGACCCCAAGUGGACUGCGAGUCAGCAGGCAAGGCCGUGCAGGUGGUACGGCUGCACCUGCUCAAGAUGAACGUGGCGGCCGACGAGAAGGGAAACCAGGGAACGUUCACCAUCAUCUACAACCAGGGCUUCGAGGUGGUGCUCGCCGGGUACAAGUGGUUCGCCUUCUUCAACUUCACUCAGGUGGGCACCGUCGUGACGAGCCUGUGCGCGGAGACGCGGGCCGGCUGGGUGCACGACGUGCUGGGCCGAAACUGGGCCUGCUUCAGGGGCCGCCGAGUGAAGCCGCGGUCGUGGAGAGGAGCGGAGGCAGCAGGGGGAGAAGAGGGGGGCGUGGGCUCCCAGUGGAGCGUCCAGGAGGCUCCCAGCACGCGGCUGUACGAGCACAACGCGGCCUUCGUGCAGAGGGUCAACGACGCGCAGCGCUCGUGGCGUGCCGUGCGCUACCCCCUCUACGACGGCCUGAGCCUGGGGGAGCUGACGCGUCGGGCCGGUGGGCGCGCGUCGCGCAUCCACGGGCGGCCAAAGCCGGCUGUGGUGACGGAGGAGACGCGACGACUCGCAUCCUCCCUGCCCACAUCCUGGGACUGGAGGAACGUUAACGGGAUCAACUACGUCUCUCCCAUCCGUAACCAGGGAUCGUGCGGCAGCUGCUACUCCUUCUCCUCCAUGGCCAUGCUGGAGGCUCGCAUCCGCAUCCUGACCAACGCGUCGCAGACGCCCAUCCUGAGCACCCAACAGAUUGUGUCGUGCAGCAAGUUCUCCCAAGGCUGCGACGGCGGCUUCCCGUACCUGAUCGGCGGCAAGUACGCGCAGGACUUUGGGCUGGUGGAGGAGAGCUGCUACCCGUACACGGGGCGCGGCGACGCCGAGUGCCGGCCCCUGCGCGCCGACUGCUACCGCUUCUACGCGGCGCACUACGGCUACGUGGGCGGCUACUACGGCGCCUGCAACGAUGAGCUCAUGCGGCUGGAGCUGGUGGCGCACGGGCCGCUAGCGGUCGGCCUGCAGGUGUACGACGACCUGCUGCACUACCGCGGCGGCGUGUACCACCACACGGGGCUGCGCGACUCCUUCAACCCGUUCGAGGAAACGAACCACGCGGUGGCGGUGGUGGGCUACGGCGUGGAGCCGGGCACGGGCGAGCGCUACUGGGUGGUGAAGAACAGCUGGGGGGAGGAAUGGGGGGAGCGGGGAUUCUUCCGUAUUCGGCGCGGGAGCGACGAGUGCGGCAUCGAGAGCAUCGCCGUUUUCGCCAAGCCCAUCCCGCACGUGUGAGUGGGGCGGGGGUGGGGGGGGGGGGGGUGACGCGGGGGGUGACGCCGGUGACACCGGCGCUUGCAUUGCGCCCGUUACGUAAAGGGAUGUUGUGCGUGCAGUGUAAGCGCCUAGGAAAAACCCCCCGAUGACAACUGGUUCACUGAAAGUUGAACGCGGCAGCAGCGGCGUGCGGGCGGGCGCUAGUCUGACACACGGGGGCAUUGAUCGCAAUGCGCGUUCUCAAUUGGUGACCCUAAAUUUGAUCGCAGAGGUCACGUGACUACGACUCAGGCUUGUGCGCUGUAUAGAGCAACAUCGUCACUCUCUCACCCUCUGGCAUUGCUGGACAGAGUUGCUCAUAAGUUGCCCAAAGGAAUGCGCGUUAUUGGAUACCGUUUCCCCAAAAUUUCCACUGUCAUGGCCUUAUGGGCAAUUGUUUAAAUAUUAUUUUAGCAUAUCAUUUUAACACAUUUACAUAUCAGGUAUUUCUAGAUAUCCAGCCAGCAUUUCCCAGGUGACCAAGGCAUUUCAGGUCCUUAUAUUUCACACGGAGAUCACACAAUCUCUCUUUAGAGUCGAGCCUUUUUUUCUGUGGUCUUUAAUGAGGCGCGAUUGAUGAAUCGGAAUCGAGGGCUCCGAUGGUUGCAUGUCACACCUGCCGGCUAUCCGUGUCAAUGUCUGUCGAGGGUAGUACAGCAAGUAGGUUUGUGAGGAAGCCGUGUACAUAUCACCCUUGCAGAGCUUGCUGCAUGUGCAUUGAGUGCGCGUCUUGACGUCCGCUGGUUCUCCGACGCGCGCCGUUGAACUUUCCAGUUGCUCGGCCUUGAAACUCGUUCACGCCAGCGGCGACACGGAGCCAAGGUACGGUGAGCCGUGUGCAAUAGACCUAAAAUACACUGCAGACGAACCUGGUGGGUAAGGCAUGAGUGGGUUGAUGACUGGUUCCAUAGGUUAGCAGUACGAGGUGAGGAUGAGGGGGGAACAAGGGACCCUUUUGGGCGGUUGGCUUGGCAAGGAAUCGCGCUUCACCUGAUGCCAGUUACCACUCGUCACCACCGCUCUCUGUGCCGCCUGUGGGUCGGACAAGCAGCGCCGGCACUGUGGGUGAGGCAGGGCAGUGGUGAUGGCUGGACACGAGGUCCAAUCCUCUAGUGAGAUUGUCUGUGUCGUUAUAUUGUGAGCGGAAAUCAAAGCCUGCAAACAAACACCCCACAAAUGCUUCGCUUGCAUUAACGGUAACUCUUAAUAUCUCUGCGAGCCACCAACCUUACCAGGCCUGCUGCAUGAUAUAUCCAGCCCUGAGAAUCUGGCUUAAUUGGCAUACGACAAACACUCCUGAGUUGGGAAUAUACAAGGAGUAUGGCUUGUCUGCCUGGAGGCCAGAUCAAGGGAUUUCAGCAGUAGUUCCGUGAUGCCCUCUUAUCGUGCCCCGUUGUUGGUUCUCCCCUCCUUAUUUGCAUGGCUAUGGCACCAUCACCACACUCGUGGGGCGGCGGGUGCUGUUGAAGCUGCGGUGCCGUUUAAAGGGAAUCUUAAGUUCAAGGGUAGUUUAAAUCCUGGCUAAUCUGAUCAUAGAUCUAUGUUCUGGGGUGGGGUGAAGGUUUGUGAAUGUUGAUUUGUUUUAAAAAUAAAAUUUUACAUUUCAAUUUG
Petromyzon marinus (sea lamprey) is the source of this 3336-nucleotide messenger RNA. Its product is annotated as dipeptidyl peptidase 1-like. Gene Ontology annotation, molecular function: cysteine-type peptidase activity. The record is from RefSeq and is a predicted model, not a curated record. Gene Ontology annotation, biological process: proteolysis. NCBI's taxonomy places the organism in Eukaryota, Metazoa, Chordata, Hyperoartia, Petromyzontiformes, Petromyzontidae.